Molecule: messenger RNA, 5012 nt
Organism: Alligator mississippiensis (American alligator)
Lineage: Eukaryota; Metazoa; Chordata; Crocodylia; Alligatoridae
Gene: CA5A
Product: carbonic anhydrase 5A
Exons: 7
Coding region: 95-1057 (320 amino acids)
Cellular component (GO): mitochondrion; cytoplasm
Molecular function (GO): carbonate dehydratase activity; zinc ion binding
Source: RefSeq, a predicted model, not a curated record
AUUCAUAGCUUUUUAUCUCUACUUUGUGUUGGUCGGUCGCCAGGCUCUUGAAAGCUCCUCUGGCUGUAGGUCUGACAAGAUUUCGAGUGCCAAGAUGGUAGUAAUGAAUAGGAGGAAGAUAAUUAGUCUGGCACAUUUCUGCAGGCAGCUGAACGCUAUCUGGAGUCAGCGACUGGUGCCAGUAAGACCCUGCAGCUUAGCCAUCUGCAUUCAUAAAAACAGGAAUGAUGCACUGCAUCCGCUUUGGCAGAGCCCGCUUUCAGUCCCGGGAGGCACGCGCCAGUCUCCGAUCGAUAUCCAGUGGAGAGAUAGUAUUUUUGACCCUUACCUGAGGCCCCUGAAAACCAGCUACGACCCAGACACGUGUCUUCACAUCUGGAACAAUGGAUACUCGUUCCUUGUUGAAUUUGAGGAUUCUGCGGACAAAUCGAUAAUUAUGGGAGGACCCCUGGAAAACCAGUACAGGCUAAAGCAGUUCCACUUCCACUGGGGAGCUAUAAACGAGUGGGGCUCCGAACACACGAUUGACAGCAGAGUCUACCCAGCAGAGCUGCAUUUAGUACACUGGAACGCUGUUAAAUAUGAGAGCUUUGAAGACGCUGUAAUGGAGGGUAAUGGCUUGGCUGUCAUAGGAGUGUUUUUGAAGCUGGGGGCCUACCACGAAGGACUGCAGAAGUUAGUAGAUGCAUUACCAGCUGUUAAACACAAGGAUGAAAUCGUUGAGUUUGAUAGCUUUGAUCCCUCCUGUUUGCUACCGUCAUGCCCAGAUUACUGGACCUACGCUGGCUCUCUGACCACUCCACCACUUACAGAGUCUGUCACCUGGAUCAUCAAGAAGAAAGCCAUAGAGGUUGAUGAGGAUCAGCUGGAGGCGUUUCGGAUGCUGCUCUUCACCUCGCCCGGGGAAGAAGAAAAGAGGAUGGUAGACAACUUCCGCCCGCUGCAGCCGCUGAUGAAUCGGACCGUCCGCUCCUCCUUCCAAAACCAGCAUCUCCUGAGCAUUGAAACAAGACUCGAGGAAGAAGCCCGAUAUGCCAGGCCGUGGGGCAGCCUUUAAAAAGACAGUACCUAUUGCAGUGCCGAAAAGCUAUUAGCAGACGCUUUAUUGGGUUUUUUUACUAUCUCUGUGUAGUAUGCAUGUAUGGCAUAGACUUUCAUUAGUUGGUCGUUGAAAGGGAUUUGGGGUUCCCGACUUGGCAUUUGACCUUUAGUGGAACAGCCUUUUUUUAUAGAAGCGAAUGGUUUUACUAAACUCUAAAAGCAAGUAGCAACGAAGUGUAUUUGGGGAGUUGAAAGCAAAGGAAGGGGGCGAGACUUUGCUCUGUUGUCACGAUUAUCCUGCAUCUCCUGAAACUCUCCCGCUUACUGAAGGCUCCUUGUGACUCUUGCAGAUGGAUAACAGCAGCAGAACCGCCCCAGCAGGCAGGGGCCCAAAGAGGCGCAAAGAAGUCCCCCGUAGGUAAUCCAUCAUGUCCUCGCUGAGCUUGGCUUUGGGGAGGGGAAAGUGCAAUUUUCUUUGGAUAAUCAGAAAAUGGAUAUACCAUUUAAAGACUGAAAACAUUUGCUUGAUGAAUUUGGUGCUGAGCCCAGAGAGCGGUCCAGUGGCCUGAAUCUUAUCUACCUCUAAAGUAUGAUGCUUGCCAGAGUUUUCCCCCCAUGUUCGUUGACUUUGUGUGUGUUACGGUGUUUAGCAGUGUCCGUUCCCUGGAGGAAAUUCAUGUGCAAAUGGACAAGGUCACCCCCUCCUUUGGACAGGAACUAGGGGCUGGCUCUUGGCAAUACAAGCAACAUGGAUUCAUCUUUUUUUCCCCCCUUAACUUGUCUCGGGGGACAACUAAGAAAAGCUUUGCCUCUGUCAGCUGGGGGACAAGACUCCAGUGGCUGAUGUUAUUCAGUGCCAGGGAAGUCAGCAAGCUAGCCCUGCAGUGCUAAAUUUUGAAAUUUAGGACCGAUUAGUUUUUUUACAUUUGUGUCCAAAUACAUUACGGUCCUUUUUUGUUUGCCUCUGAUUUUUUUUCUUUUGAUUGUGGGCUUUCACUUGGCUCAGUUGAAUGAGUGCCUUAUUCUAGUCCCUGCUUCCCUGAGACGGUAUAGUUCAGGUUGAUAGUCAGAGGCCAAUAGCUGUAUCUUGUUUUACCUUCAGUCCAUCAAACACAUCCAUCUCCCUUAUUCUGGUUCUUGUCAGGUAAGUGUGUAAAAUAGGCUUUUCUGACUCCCCAGAUCUGAUUCCCCGUGUGUCUUCAGAUCUAGCUGGCUAACUUUCGCAGUUGAAAAAAGUAGAUUUUCCCCUCUGUUAGCUCUCCAGAGCCCACAAAACUAGACUGUAUUCUUCCCCCUGUCUAGCAGAAAAAGGAUGUUAUGUUUCAUUCCCCUGGUAGUUGAAACCAGGGAGAUGCGCAGAGGUCAAUAAUGACAUAAUUAAUUGUCAUGGAGCUCGGAAAAUAACUGGUUUACUUUGAAACUGGGCACAUUGAAAUGUGGAGUUGCUUUCACACUCCAUGUUUCUCUCCAUGCCAUUCCCGCUUUCAUUUUUGGAGAAGGGUCCGACUUGAAGAUAGCAGUCAUUUGGAUUCAGUUAUAGGACGAGUAUAUUAUAUAUUAUUGUACAGAUCACCGCCACCCGGUAGGGCAGUGAUAUUUAGGCUGUUAGAGACCAUGGUAGUUAACACUACUCUUAAUGCUGCUUUUAAGUUUAAAGGCUACAAUGGACCAGGCUUUUAUAAAUAAAAAAUAAGCUAUAUGCCAAUAUUCAACGAUGGUAUCUUAAAUAGUCACAUGGACGUGGUAGAGUUAAGGGAUUGUAAAAUGGCUCUUCCUCGUUGCGUAAAGAAUAUCCGUUUGUUUUACUGGAGGGAAAAUCCCCGGUGAUUGUAAAAGAGAGAACCUGGCUUAAUCUGGUUGUGUUUGAACUACUGGCUGUUAGAGCAAAGGUGUUUUAAAACCAUAAAACAAGGAUAUGAGAUCAUUUAGAGUCGGUAGAAAACUGUUGAUUAAGUUAUCUUUUUUAGCUAGUUAGUGGUUUAAAUUCUCUUUUAAAUGACAGGGUUUGGGUUUUUUUUAAAUGAACAGAUUUUUGGUGGUUUUAGAUUGAUUUCAUAUCCAAGAUGUAACUAUUUUAGUGUCCUUCGUGUAUUCCUGAGGAAUUUUAGCAAAUUCUUGCUCAUUUCUGAUUUGCAAAACUUGUUGCACUACUUGAUCUAGCUCUAGUGGCAGAUAUAGUUGCUAAAAUCUAAUUUUGGGUUUUGAUGGUGUUUAUGGUAUAAAUGCUCAAUAAUCUGCAAGCCUUUCACAGCGUGGGGAUUUGGACCUAGCUCACCGCCAGCCAAAUGCAGAUGUAUUGCCCAGAUAUGAUGCUCUAUUGAAGUGUUUUCUAAUCGUAUGGAAAUAUUGUCUCCAAAAGCGUGCUGUUAAGACAAAAGAUUCUUAUCCUUUCGCAUGAUUAUGCUCAAGUUCACUUUAGUGGGGUUAACGUACAAAACAAUUGUACUCGCACCUUCAGCAGGUAUUUCCAUCAGGAUCUAAGUUCCAGUUAUGUCUUUGAAGCUCUGAUGAGCUCAAAAAGCACGGAAGCAGAUUUCAACGUUGAAGGGUUUGGUUUUAUUUCGUUUGCACGAUAGCGGUCUCGUAAGGAUUUCACUGUAAUGGUUAGGUUGCUGCUACUUUUCUCUGUGUCUGUAUUUACACGUUAGGGUUUUGUGCAUCUGUGAUUGAGAGAGCAAGGUAUUAAAACUGCAAAACAAAUUGUUGCCUGUUCAGAAAAUGACCAGAGACUUGGUUUGUAUGAGUUUCCCUGUGUGCGGAUACUGGCCUUGCAAAAUGAUGUUGAAUUAGGGAAAGCAGCUUGGUUUAUGCAGUGGCAGAUGGACCAUCGUUCCUCCCAUCGCUCGUCCAGGCUCCUGAUGAAAAGCAGCCGACGUGAUUGUCAGCUGGGUUGUAGUUAAUUGUGUGCAGUGGUUUGCGAGGCAGAUGUCAGUCUGUUGCCCAAGUCAACUAAAUUGUGUCAAGCGGCAAAGCAGAACAGCGUGAAUGUACAACUUGCACGAUGACCGGCUUUGUCACUUAAUGCAACUAUAGGUAGCGGAUGUUUUAUUUUUUAGGAAGUGUGCUGUUCUGCUCCAGAGUAGAUGGGAGGGAUUUCUGGGGCAUUCAUUAUUUCAGAAUAAAGGUUGUGUCAGAAUUGCUGUUGAGGUAGGGAGGGUUGAAAUAAGGAUAACAACUGCAUUCCUGUAUUCAGGCAGGGAGUUGGACCCUUAAGGUCCCUUUCAGUCCUCUGAGUCGAAGUCAGUAUGAAUGCAGUCUCAUUUUCAGAUUCGUGUGUCGAAACAGGGCAAACCCCAGUACAGGGGGUUGCUCUGCACGUUAAGCAUCAUACUAAAGAAAACCAAACUGCUUGGCGGCUUAAGAAAGUCAGGCUGCCUUUGGCAGUAAAAUAGCUAAUGCAUAUAUCAACGUCGCAGAAGGCACAAACCAGCAUUUCAUGUUUAACCGAUUUAUUUUCUAUCUUUCUUUCUUCUAGAUGAGUGGCAUUAUAUAUAUAUAUUUUACAUCGGGUUGUGUUGAAUCCUUCUAGGCUUGAAAAUGCAUAUACAUGUAGAUUGUCUUGAUUUCCUUUUGUUAGCAGAAUAUUGGGGUCGUAUCACAUUAGCAAUCCCUAAAUAUUUAGGUCUGUUGUUGUACCUUAUUACACUGUCAUAUUUUUUUUUAUAUUCUAUAUGCUUUGAAUGUGAAUGUCUUAAAUUUCAGCUCAUGAUCUAUAUGAUCAGAUUCUGCAUUGUUUUUCUUUGAGCGUUCUCAUUUUCUUAGCCAUUCUUGUGCUACAUAUGUUAACAUAUAUUCAUAUAUAUGUUGUAUUCCUAAUUAUAAUCUACUUAUUGCAUUGACUUUAUGAGCACGUUUGGUAACAGGGACUGUCCUUUUGAUUCUUUACUUGAUGUAAAGAAAGCUUCAGCUGCUGUAUUUUUAAACCUGUUAAAUUAGUGUGCAUCUAUGCAAUAAAGUGUAACACAAUAGAA